AUGGCUUCGCUGCCUCUCGAGCUCGUGGAGCAAAUCUGCUCAUUACUCUGCUUCCACUGUCAACACCCAGGGACUUUUUCUGACGCCGAAAGCGACGACUAUCGACUCAGCAAAAGGGCACUAUCACGACUUUGUCGCGUUUCCAGAGGAUUUUGCGCUGUUGCCCAGCCGUUCCUUUUCCACGACUACGCCACGGGCGGGCUACUUCAAAGGCAUGGUUGCGGUAUCGGAGCACAACCUAGCAAGCCCUCACAAGACGACGAAUACGAAGACAAGCUGCCCGUCUUCCUGCGCAGCAUCAUACAGCGUCCGGAUCUAGCAUCUCACAUCAGAAUGCUACAGCUGGUAGAGAACGACGUGAUCAGAGGGUGCACGCCAGAACUAGCUCCACUCCUCAUCAAAGCGACCGAAGAUGCUGGCGCGCUACGGCACGCUCCGAGCAGGGGCUAUCUCCAAACGAAAACAUGGAGUGGGUUCUCCGGUCAGCCAGAAGCUUUGUUGCGAAUCCAGCGACGGAAGAUUCACCACUGGCUCGGGGAGUUGGCAAUUCUGCUAUCGCCGAACCUCGCUAUGCUUCUCAUAGCCCGUGAUAGCUUUGUGGACUAUGAGCAUAUCAGAGAUAGUCGGGCUUCCUUCCCUGCACUCCGAUCAAUUGCUCUCAGGGGCGUCAGGAAGAAUCAUCACAUUUAUGAGGCCUCUGCGCUCUUCGCCGCGGCGCCAAAUCUUGAAAACUUGCAUUCAAUGCAUUGCAGUCUCUUCGACGGUCAAAGUCCUUGGACUCUCGUGAAGCCUUGGACGCUGAAGUUGGGCAAUCUUCGGAGAUUGUCGCUGAGCGAGAUAGGCUUUGAAGAUCUCAAUCUAUUGGUGAAGUGCUGCCCGAGUUUGGAGGAGCUGGCAGUCACAGCCAAAGAAAUCUACCGCAACUCGGGAUUCGACUAUUGGGAUAUGUCAAAAUUGCUUCAGGCAUUUGACCCGGUUCGCCAUACUCUACGGAAACUGCGUCUUUCUCACGAUUGUAGUCGGUCGUCUAGGGCAGACUCCCGGCAAGUUGCGUCUGGCGGGAUAGCUUGGUCUUUCCGCUCCUUUGAGCAUCUAGAGGAGCUUGUAUUUGAUCAAGCGGCAAUCGACAAUACCCCAAGAGCAGUUCUCUUGGAAUAUGGAGUGGAUCUAUACACCGAAUGGAGGUUGGCCGAAGUCUUGCCAGCGUCCAUUCGUCGGGUUGAGAUCUUGCAUGCAGACCAAAACUGCAAGGAAAAGCUCAGGCGGCUUGCCGAAGAAUCUUUGUUCACGUUACCCAAUCUGAAGGUUGUUCAGGUCAACUAUGACGACUUCAGAGAGAAAAGCGACCUUGAUGUGCAUUGCGUAGACACUAUGAAUGCCCGAUUCCAAUCGCUGGGCAUCGAAAUGAUAUGGAGUACAGGGUGUAUCAAGAGGGAAGUAACGGCUUGA
Colletotrichum paranaense is the source of this 1449-nucleotide messenger RNA. RefSeq lists its product as uncharacterized. The record is from RefSeq and is a predicted model, not a curated record. The transcript has a single exon. Bases 1 to 1449 code for a protein of 482 amino acids. NCBI's taxonomy places the organism in Eukaryota, Fungi, Ascomycota, Sordariomycetes, Glomerellales, Glomerellaceae.